AUGGCUUCUGAAGAGGAUGGGCUUACUUGGAGGGACGACGCCAGAAAGAUUGUUGUUUUGGACGUCGAGAUCGGUCAACUCAGUGAGUUGAGCAAUCGCAACCGGGAUCCCUCCUUUCAGCGAGUUGUAGUGCAGGUAAAGACCCGACAGGCAGCUCAGCUCCGCCAGGUCGGAAGUCAACUUUCCGGUGAGCCCUUUACCCUGCAGCGAGAUGUUGACCACUCUCCCAUGCUCGUUGCAAGCAACUCCGACGAACGUGCCGCCACAUGGUUUGCCUUUAGCGGCCCACGACGAGAGGCGCUUGUUCACAGGGUCCAAUGCCAACUUGAUUUUCAUCAACGAGCCCACCUCUGA
Molecule: messenger RNA, 354 nt
Organism: Striga asiatica
Lineage: Eukaryota; Viridiplantae; Streptophyta; Magnoliopsida; Lamiales; Orobanchaceae
Source: the annotation of a GenBank genome assembly